AUGUCCCUGUCGCGGUUUUUCACUAGGAAGAAUGUAGUGCGAUACUUUACCGGUGCAGGAGUGGUUUACUGUGUUGCUCACACCAUUGCCGCUCAUGUGGGAGAACUGGUGAUCUGUUCUGGCCCAUCCAUGCAUCCAACUAUCCACGACGGUGACCUGGUACUGGCUGAAAGGCUCAGUGUGAACAGUGGAAACAUACAUCGAGGUGACAUUGUUGGUUGCUUAAGUCCACAUGAAUCGGAUCAACUGCUUUGUAAACGUGUGGUUGCCAAGGAAUCAGAUUUUGUCAAUUCUGAACUGCUACCCAAUAUGAGAGUCCCGCGAGGGCAUGUUUUCUUGCAAGGCGAUAACUAUCUGGCUUCGACGGAUUCGAGGCAUUUUGGACCCGUUCCUGCCGGCUUGCUUCAAAUUCGACUCACACUUCGAAUUUGGCCAGUCUCAAGGUUUGGCUGGCUUUCAAAUCAUUGGUUUUGGGAAGCUGAAGAAAAUGUGAAGCGUGAUCCUAAAGACGGUAGACAUACAACACGGUUUUAUCCUCGAACAUAG
Angiostrongylus costaricensis is the source of this 546-nucleotide messenger RNA. NCBI's taxonomy places the organism in Eukaryota, Metazoa, Nematoda, Chromadorea, Rhabditida, Metastrongylidae. The record is from the annotation of a GenBank genome assembly.